AAAGUCAGCGUGUAAAAUCUUACAUAAAGUUUGAUUUUCUUUUUGAGUUUUGUUUUACUGUAUGUAAGCUUCAAAGAUUAUUCUACAACGACUCAUUCAUUUGAAUGGGUUUGCUGUUAAAUGUCCAGCCAUUAACGUGGGUGACAACUCAUAGAGAGAAUGCUGAACAAGCAGAACACAGGUGAAGAUUUUACAGGCAGACUUUGAUCAGGCACAUCAUUUCUGUGAAGGUGAGCCGAUUCAUUGACGCAUUCAAAUCAGAACUUCAAGAUGAGGAGGAAAAUUAUGGUCUGCAUCUUGUUGAGUCUUUUUCUUUGUGUAAUGAUCCUACACUUGUUUGAAGGUUCAUCAAGACCCUUAAAGUCAAGUGACAAUGCAGAGGAGCAAGGUUCAUCAAGACACCUAAAGUCUGGUGACAAUGCAGAGGAGCAAGCCGGUAUCUUCUCCAACACAUCCCCAUCUUCUUAUCCUUUCUGUAUCAUUGUUGGCUUGGUUGGUGGCAUAGCUGCUGGACUUGUAUUGAUUGUGGUUGUCCUUAUUGUCUGGAAAUGUAAAAAAACUAAAAUCAAGUCAUACAUUUUCUCAGCAAAAAGGAAGGAUUCAUCUGACAAAAAGGAUCAGCUCAGGAAACAAUCCAUGAACACACUAGAAGAACUUGAUGCAUGGGAGGCAGUUUUGUCUCCGUUGACGGAACUGAAGACCGGAGUUGUGAACCAGAGAGAGAAAUUGAGACUGCAGCUGGAAGAAAUAGAGAACGAAAGAGAGGAAAACAAGGGGAAGCUUCAGUUAGUGGAGAAGGAAAUAGAAGAGAGUGAGAAAGAAAAGACAGCUGACAGAACAGAGGGCUACCUGAGAGAAAAGAAAGCCCUUUUAAAUGCUCAGUGGAAACUGGAGAAAAGAAAGGAAGAGGUGGAGAAGCAGCAGCUGAACAUGGAGAAGCUGCUGCAGAAAGCAGAGGACAUGAAUGUGACAAUGACAGACAGGAAGAGGAAAGUAGAGAACCAAAUGGAAGUGAUCAAGUUGUCCCUGGUAGAGUUAGACAGUAAUGAUGAAAACACUCACCUUCUAAUGGUGUAGUAAGAAAGUUCAGUCUGUAGAAUCGGUUAUAAACAAAGAGUCAGUUUAACCAUCAUUAAUGUUUAUAUAUGAAUAAAUACACGAUGAAUGAAUGAAUACAUGAAUGAAUAAAUACAUAGAUAAAUAAAUAAAUAAAUAAAUAAAUAAAUAAAUAAAUAAAUAAAUAAAUGAAUACAUAAAUAAAUAAAUAAAUAAAUAAAUAAAUAAAUAAAUAAAUAAAUAAAUAAAUAAAUAAAUACAUGAAUAAAUACUGUGUAAGCUGCAACUUAAUUAAUCAAUAAAUGGCUGAUAAAGCAUAUUACUGUAUAUCAGAAAGGACCUCUUCACUAUUGUUUGAUUGCAUUGCAUUUAGCAAAGAUUCUUAUAUAUAUAUAUACAUAUUUUAUAAGUUGUAAAUAAAAACGGUCGUGAUGAGUAAAAAUUGGACUUAAAGCAACUAUUUGUAAUAAUCAGAUGUCACUCUAUGCUAAUGACAUUCAGUAUUUGUUUAUUCUUAAUGAAUCUCUCUCAAGUGUAAUUAAUCAUUUUUAUACAUCUAGCUGAUCAUUAACAUCAUUACUGUCUCUAGAACUGACAGCUGCAUGUUUUAAGACUGUUGUAACAAAACACAACAUAGAUGUUAUUUUACUCUUCAUCAUCGUAGGUGAUGCUGACCGCUGGGUGUUGUGCUGUUGGGUAGGUUGUUGGUUUCAGAUACAAAAAGAAAAAUUAUGUAUAUAUAUAUAUACAUACACUAUAUUCAUUAUGUAAGAUCAUACUUGUAUCAAGUCAUUUAACAAUUGACUGUGUGCAACAUUUUCAUUUGUAAGGCAUCAUUUAGAUUUUAGCGUCUUUGUUAUUGUUUGAAUUAAAGAUUUUGUUAUGUUGUA
This is a messenger RNA of Acanthopagrus latus (yellowfin seabream), 1946 nucleotides long. RefSeq lists its product as uncharacterized. The coding region runs from base 271 to 1077 and encodes 268 amino acids. The transcript has 6 exons. Lineage: Eukaryota; Metazoa; Chordata; Actinopteri; Spariformes; Sparidae. The record is from RefSeq and is a predicted model, not a curated record.